Molecule: messenger RNA, 1095 nt
Organism: Pyricularia grisea
Lineage: Eukaryota; Fungi; Ascomycota; Sordariomycetes; Magnaporthales; Pyriculariaceae
Exons: 3
Coding region: 1-1095 (364 amino acids)
Biological process (GO): intracellular protein localization
Cellular component (GO): plasma membrane
Source: RefSeq, a predicted model, not a curated record
AUGGCCGAUUCGAUGUCCGGUACCCCGUCGCCUCAACCCGACAUAACCCGGGACAGAUUGCCGACACUGUUCGAAGUUCUCAGCCGACGAACUUCGCCACCAGUAGACCUCUUCUCCUUCUACAUUUAUAUGCGAGACCAACAACGAUCUGUGGACUACCUGGACUUCUGGCUUGAUGUGGCCCAACAUAUGACACUAUGUCGACACUACGUACGCGAGCUGCGCCGUUCAGUUCUAGUCGGAACACCCGAUGGGGAGAAAAUGUCUAAACGAUCGUCGGGCAUCUUGGAGAGCAUGGGUGGUCUGGAUCAUGGGGCCGGCCCAUCGCGGUUUGGACACAUCACCGAGAAGGCGAGGGAUCAGGAUGCGCAGAUGUCAGCCUUCCUGCGCGAUGAAGCUUCGCAUGGCAUCCACGAUUCCCCUCAAAGCAGCCAGUCCAGGAAUCCUCGGCGAAGCGGGAGCACGCCUCGAGAUCUGACGACGGAUUCGAAUUCACCCAUGCAUGCUGUCUCCAGGGAGGAUAUCCGGGCAUCUGCUGAAAAGAUUCUUUAUACCUUCUUGCUCCCUGGCGCCGAACGCGAAAUUGUGCUCCCUGGCUCAAUCACGCAAGACGUCACAACCGCGAUCGAGGAGUUUGGCCGGGACGACCCUGAGGUUUUCGAUGUCGCUAAAGAUUACGUCUUUCAGGCGAUGGAAAGGGAUGCUUUCCCGGGAUUCUUGCGGAUGAAGGCUUUGGGAAACCUUAUCCCUCCAACGCUCAUCAUGCGACUGAUAUUGGGCAUGGUCUCGAUGUUUGGAGGCUUCUGGGCUGCUUUUGUUCUCAUCUUUCUGAACAUGCCAUGGCAGAUCAGAUUAUGGCUCAUACUACCGUUCACUCUGGGAGUCUACAACCUUGCCUCCUACCAGUACUCCUUGGAUCCCAUUCUCGCUCUUCUCGGAUUUAGUGAAUACACCCCAUUCAACUUCUCUCGCGUCAGGGAACCGUACGUUCGCAAGCUAUUGGCCAAACGCUCUAUCAUGGUUCUUGCAACCACAAUCCUCGUCGACGCGGCUUUGCUUGCAUUGUUCAUUGCGGUGCCCGGCAAAAGGCUUUAG